AUGCGGGUCGACCACUAUCAGUAUCUAGUGGACAGGGGGUGGAGACGAUCAGGCUCAUUAUAUUACAAACCUGACCUCCUGCGUUCAUGCUGUCCCCACUACACAAUCCGGCUCAAGGCGUCGGAGUUCAAGCCCAAAAAAGACCAGCGACAGGCGAUCAACCGUUGGAACGACUUUGUGCUCGGGCCAGAGUACAAGCGCAAAGCUGCUACCCUAUGUCCGCAGACUCGAGAGCAAGUCGGGGCUCCUUUCCUCGCUUUGGCUUCCGCUGACUUCUGCAGGGAAAAAAGCCGUCUGCGUGGUUGCUUUGAUCUCUCCCUCGCCGUCCACAAAGCUGAGUACGAUAAGAUCAGUCGUCCCAAGGACAAAAGGACAGGCAAUCCAAUCGAGCCUGCUCAUAAAUUCGAGGUCAACCUCGAAGGCGACAGUUUCACCAAGGAAAAGUACGAGGUUUUCCUGAAAUACCAAUUGGAAGUCCACAAGGAUCCUGCCUCACGCUGGAAGGAAGCUGCCUUCAAGCGAUUUCUCUGCACCGGCAUUGACCGGAAGAUACUCAAGAUAGGUGGUAAAACCCUCAAGCUGGGGUCUUACCACCAAUGCUACCGCGUCGAUGGCAAGCUCGUGGCAGUCGGAGUCCUCGACCUUCUCCCCCACGCUGUCAGCUCAGUCUACCUGUUCUAUGAUCCCGAGUAUCAGCACUGGGACCUUGGCAAGGUGAGUGCGCUUCGUGAGACAGCACUAGCAUUGGAGGCUGGCUAUGAGUAUUACUACAUGGGGUACUACAUCCACUCUUGCAUCAAAAUGAGAUACAAGGCCAGAUUCACGCCGACGUACAUGCUAGACCCAGAGACCUUCGAAUGGAAUCUUUUCGACGACAACUACCGCCAGAAGCUCGACAAGCGAAAGUAUGUCUCCCCUGCUCACGAUCGAAAAUCGGGGUCGGAAGCGGCGGAGAGCCAGGAACCCCACGAAUCCGACAAAGCGAAAACCACAGCCAGUGACGAGGAAGAUGCCGAAAUACCCGAAGGAUCCCUGUUUGAUUACGCAGUACCUGGCGUGUUGACCAGAGAUGAGGUUGAGCAACUCGAUCUAGACCACUGGCGUCUGGUUGUACGGAAUGCUUUAAUCGAGCUAGAGGACCUCCGAGGCUGGGAAGAGUGGAAAAUUGACGACCCAGGCUCAAUCAAGGGCAUCGCUGCAGAGCUUAUCGCAGCCACAGGGCCAAAGUUGCUCGAAAACAGUGCUUUGGUACUUUUCUGA
Molecule: messenger RNA, 1260 nt
Organism: Cladophialophora carrionii CBS 160.54
Lineage: Eukaryota; Fungi; Ascomycota; Eurotiomycetes; Chaetothyriales; Herpotrichiellaceae
Exons: 8
Coding region: 1-1260 (419 amino acids)
Biological process (GO): protein arginylation
Cellular component (GO): cytoplasm
Molecular function (GO): arginyl-tRNA--protein transferase activity
Source: RefSeq, a predicted model, not a curated record